ACGCUAGUUCUCAUAGGCUAAACAAAGAAAACAACACAAACAUAAAAACAAAAAAAAUAAAUUGUUUCUGUCUCUACUACUUUCUCUCUCUUGAUCAUUUACUAGCAUAAUCAUAACUUCAUUAGUCAUAUAAGUCAUAACCAUUAAGCAGAGGAGCUAAAGAAACAGUUUUUAGCAGUAAAUACUGCAGAAAAAAAAAGGGUUUAGCAGCUUAGAGAAACAAAGAGAGGUGGAAAGAGGAGAAACAGAUUUUGCCGUUUUUCGUCCCCGUCCCCAUACCUGUCCCCGUUUUUGUCCCAGUACCCGUUUCCGUGCUACCUAGAGAGAGAAGGCGGGUUGGUGGUUUCUGCUUGUUAUUCAGUGGCUUUUUAGCAGUAAAUACUGCAGAAAAACAGAUUUUAGAGAAACAAGCCGUUUUCCGUCCCCAAACCCGUCCCCGUUUUUGUCCCAGUACCCGUUUCCGGGCUACCUAGAGAGAAGGUGGGUUGAGUUGGUGGUUUCUGCUUGUUAUUCAGUGGCUUUUUUUUUGUGUUCACAUGUAAAAUUCCUUACCAAAGUGUUUUGUUCUCAGCCACAAGUCUGUAAGGUAAUAGAUAUUGUAAUGACUGUGAUCAGGUCGAAUUAGGUUCUCUUUUCACCCUAUUUUUCUGUUUCUUUUGAGUUUUUUUUUUUUUAGUAUAAGGAGAAAAAUAAAGAUAAUUGAGGACUCAAAGAAAGAAGAAAUGGAUUCAGAGCAGCAGCAAUUCCAACAUCAUUUCCAAGACUUCCCAAGACAGUUUCACCAGAAACAGCAAACCAACACUCUCACUCGGUUCCGGUCGGCACCGAGCUCGUAUUUCUCGAGUUUUCUCGAUGCUGCUGCCGAUAUCAUCCCUACUACUACUGGUGGUGCUAGCAGCGGUGGAGGUGGUGGUGGUGGUGGUGGUGGAGAGAGGAGGGAUUUUCCAACUGCUAGGCCACUAAGUCCAGAAACAGAAAACAUCUUUGCCAGUUUCCUGAACAACAUCAGUGAAGAAACUAACAACUCCUCAUCAUCAAGAAAGCUAAGCAACAUACCAGAAAACUUGGCAGUGCAACCACCACAGUUUGCAGUGAGGGUUAAGGAAGAAACAGAUAUUCAACACCAACAGUUGCAGCAACAACAACACCAGCAACAACAACGCCAUCAACCACAACAGUUGCAGCAACAACAACACCAGCAACAGGGUAAUUACAGUACUCAAUCUCAGAUGAUAUAUCAUAGCCAAUCAAAACCACCAUUGUCAAAUCAGCACAAUACAGCAACAGUGAGUUCAGCAAUGCAAAACUCAUUUAGAACAACAGCAGCUAGUUCAAUGGGGAUAGAUUCUAUACCCCAUAUGAAGACUGGAAAUGGUGGGGGAAUCAACAAUAAUUCUUCUGGUCUCACUAGGCAUAGCAGUUCCCCAGCUGGGUUUUUUGCCAACCUAAACAUAGAUACUGGUUAUGGCAUGAUGGGAGGGAUGGGAAACUAUGGAGGUGGUAAUAUUCAAGUAAAUUAUUCAUCGGGACAACCUUCUUCUACUUCAGAAGUUGUGAAUCAGAACACAGAUAUUGGGGCAAAAAGAUUAAGGAUGAAUAGCCUAAAUGAAAGGAAAUUCAGCAAUUCUGGCGGCAAUAACGCCAACGACGACAACAACUAUGACUUCCCCAUGACUUCAUGGGAUGACUCAAUUAUGUCGGAAAAUUUCUCAAGCUUAGAUGGAGUUGCGGAUGAGGAUAUAAAGGUAUUCGCUGAGCUAAAUGCAUCCGAAAAUCAGAAUGGAGAUGUUAAAAACAGACCUCCACUUUUGAGUCAUCAUCUGAGUCUACCAAAGACAUUACCAGAGAUGUCAAAUAUGGAAAAAUUCCUGCAAUUCCAGGACUCUGUACCUCUCAGAAUAAGGGCUAAGAGAGGAUGUGCCACUCACCCAAGAAGCAUUGCUGAGAGGGUAAGAAGAACAAGGAUUAGUGAAAGGAUGAGGAAGCUUCAAGAUCUAGUUCCCAACAUGGAUAAGCAAACAAACACAGCAGAUAUGCUAGAUUUGGCGGUUGAUUAUAUCAAAGACCUUCAGAAGAAUGUUGAGAACCUCAACGAUAAUCGAGCAAAGUGUACCUGCUCAAGAUAGUUGAUGCCAGCCAACAGAAUGCAAAGACUGCUCCAACAGUGAAUUCAUGGUGGGCUGAUUCUCCUUUUUUUAUCACUGAAAUAGAUGAUCACAAUCACAAAUUUAAAAGAGAGAAAAUAUAGACAAUAGAGUACUCUUUACAUGAUCAGUGUAUGGAAGAAAGUAAAAAAAAAAAUACAGUACCAGUAUUGUCUUCUCCCAUGUAAGAUCUAGAUCCAUUUGAUUUGAUGCUAGUAAAAAAAAGCAAUUGUAUAGUAUAGACAGCAAUCCACGUGUACACAUAUCAUCAUGUGUAGAAAAUUGAGCAUGGAGUGGCGGGAAGUGAUUAUUAUUUUACUAUUCCGAGAAUGUGGGGAGAGAACGAGAGAUUCCUCACUAAUGGUUAGCCGACUUUGUCUUGUAGUGCCAUCUGUCAUAAUGAAAUAGAAAUCAGUUAGCUAUGCAUU
Spinacia oleracea (spinach) is the source of this 2572-nucleotide messenger RNA. Its product is annotated as transcription factor bHLH130-like. Gene Ontology annotation, biological process: regulation of transcription by RNA polymerase II. The transcript is spliced from 6 exons. NCBI's taxonomy places the organism in Eukaryota, Viridiplantae, Streptophyta, Magnoliopsida, Caryophyllales, Amaranthaceae. Gene Ontology annotation, molecular function: protein dimerization activity; DNA-binding transcription factor activity, RNA polymerase II-specific; RNA polymerase II cis-regulatory region sequence-specific DNA binding. Gene Ontology annotation, cellular component: nucleus. The coding region runs from base 723 to 2126 and encodes 467 amino acids. The record is from RefSeq and is a predicted model, not a curated record.